This is a messenger RNA of Malassezia vespertilionis, 3339 nucleotides long. It is a transcript of the gene UBP15, whose product is annotated as ubiquitinyl hydrolase 1. The record is from RefSeq and is a predicted model, not a curated record. Gene Ontology annotation, molecular function: cysteine-type deubiquitinase activity; protein binding; cysteine-type endopeptidase activity. Bases 1 to 3339 code for a protein of 1112 amino acids. The transcript is spliced from 2 exons. NCBI's taxonomy places the organism in Eukaryota, Fungi, Basidiomycota, Malasseziomycetes, Malasseziales, Malasseziaceae. Gene Ontology annotation, cellular component: cytosol; nucleus. Gene Ontology annotation, biological process: regulation of protein stability; protein deubiquitination.
AUGGUACAGUCCGCUCCUGCCGGCAUGGACGAGGCGCCGCUUGACACCGCCGUGUCGAAACAGCCGCGCGUGAGUGUGAUGGACGAGAAGGCGUUUUCCGAAAAGUACCUCGCGGACCUCGGGCUCGACGAGGCCGAGUUCAAAGUCUUCCACUGGCCGAUCAAGUCCUGGAGCGCGCUUGAGAAACGCAUCACGAGCCCCGAGUUCGAGGUCGGCGGGCACCGCUGGCGAAUUCUGCUGUUUCCGUUCGGGAACAGUAACGGGCAGCCGUACGACAUGGUGUCCGUGUACCUCGACUAUGCAGACGACAAGCGUGUGCCGGAAGGCUGGCACGCAUGCGCGCAGUUUGCCUUGGUGAUCUCGAACCCCACCGACCCCACCCUCUUCUCCACGAGCCAAGCCCACCACCGCUUCACUGCGGAAGAGAUGGACUGGGGCUUUACGCGCUUCAACGAGUCGCGCAAGCUUGCCGUGCCGUUUGACGCGCGUGUUCGCCCGAUAAUUGAGGACGACCAAGCGGUCGUGUCCGCCUACGUGCGCGUGCUAAAAGACCCCACCGGUGUCCUUUGGCACAACUUUAUCAACUACGACUCCAAGAAAGAGACGGGAUACGUCGGCAUGAAAAACCAGGGUGCGACGUGCUACAUGAACUCCCUCUUGCAGUCGCUCUUCUGCAUCAACUACUACCGCCGCGCCGUGUACCAGAUCCCGACAGAGAACGAUAUUCCGACAGACAGCGUCGCGCUUGCACUCCAGCGCGUCUUUUACAAUCUGCAGACCUCGGACCAGCCCGUGGGGACGACAGAGCUCACGAAAUCCUUUGGGUGGAAGUCGCUCGACUCCUUCCUCCAGCACGACGUCCAGGAAUUCAACCGCGUCCUCCAGGAGAAGCUGGAAGCGAAGAUGAAAGGCACUGCGUCCGACGGUGCGAUCCAGGAGCUCUUUGUCGGCAAGAUGAAGAGCUACUUACGGUGCGUGGAUGUCGACUACGAGUCGUCGCGCACAGAAGACUUUUACGACAUCCAGCUGAAUGUCAAGAGCAUGCCCGACCUCGAAGCGUCGUUUGCCGACUAUAUCCAGACCGAGAUGCUCGAGGGCGACAACAAGUACUUUGCCGAGGGCUUUGGCUUGCAAGACGCUCGAAAAGGCGUUAUUUUCGAAAAGUUUCCGCCUGUCCUGCACCUCCAGCUGAAGCGCUUUGAGUACGACAUGGAGCGCGACGCCAUGGUCAAGAUCAAUGACCGCCACGAGUUUCCCGCAGAUAUCGACCUUGCUCCGUACAUUGAUCAGGAGCGGCAAAGCGAGCCGUGGAUCUAUCGCUUGCACGGCGUCCUUGUGCACUCUGGCGACCUGCACGGCGGGCACUACUUUGCCCUCAUCAAGCCGGAGCGCGAUUCCGGCUGGUACAAGUUUGACGACGAUCGGGUGACGCUCGCGACAGAGCGGGAGGUGUUUGAGGACAACUUUGGCGGGGAGAUGCCCCAGCAGCGCAACCAGCCUGCGACCGCGCCCAUCCGUGCGAUGAAACGCUUCACGAAUGCGUACAUGCUUGUCUACAUCCGCGAGUCCCAAAUGGACGAGGUACUAAAGCCGUUUGGGCCCCAAGACACGCCGACGCACCUUACCACGCGCUUGGAAGACGAGCGCUUGCAGAUGGAAACGCGACGGCGCGAGCUCGAGGAGCAGCACCUCUAUGUAAAUGUCCGCGUGGUCACCGAGGACAUCUUUCGGCACCACCAAGGCUUUGACCUCGCCGCCUUUGACGACCGCACCGGCAAAGGCGAAGUUCCGUGCUUCCGCGUGCUCAAGUACGAAGCAUUCUUGCACUUUAAGCGCCGCCUCGCACAGCAGUACGGCCUGCCAGAAGACAUGUUCCGCGUCUGGGUACUUGUCAACCGGCAAAACAAGACGAUCCGGCCGGAUAUGGUCGUGCCCGACGACCAGACACUCACUGUGGAGAGCGUGCGCGAUCGUAUGGCGUCGCGCCAGCACGAUUUGCGCCUCUACCUCGAGGUGCUUGCGCCCAACAGCCUCGCCACCGCCUUUUUCGACCCUGCCCAUCCUAGCAGCACCAUCUUGCUCUUCUUGAAGCACUUUGACACCUCGCGCCAGACUCUCCUCGGCGUCACACACAUCUAUGUGCCCCGCCAAAUGAAGGUCAUGGAUUUGGUCCCGACCAUCAACGAGCUCAUGCGCUGGCCGCCAACGACGCAGGUCAAGCUCGUGGAGGAGAUCAAGCCCGGCAUGAUUGAGCAGCUCAAGCCAAAGGCGACCUUUGUCCAGAGCGAGCUGCAGGACGGCGACGUGGUGUGCUUCCAGAUUGAGCUCACCGACAAAGACACGUCCGAAUACGAGAUGCAGUCGAUGUGCAGCAACCCCAUGCAGUUCUACGACUUUUUGCAGAACCAAGUACACAUCCUCCUCAAGCCGCGCUUCGAGGAUGUAGAGUACAAGACUGAGCUGGAGCUCACGUUGAGCAAGAAAAUGACGUACGAUAUGCUCGCCGCAAGAGUUGCCGAGCGCCUCACCUGCGACCCGCUCAAGCUGCGCUUCACGGUGGCGAAUGGCCCGAACGGCGCGCCCAAGUCGGUGCUCAAACGCACCGCCAACCAGACGAUCAACGAGAUUAUUCAGAGCAGCUACUUGCAGGGCCCUGCCAGCCUGCUCUACUACGAGCUCCUCGAGGUGAGCAUCAUCGAGCUCGAGACAAAGCGUGCACUCAAACUCGUCUGGAUGGGCGCCCACAACAAAGAGGCCGCCGCGCCGCUCCCGCUGCUCCUGCCCAAGACGGCCACGGUGCACGAAGUCGCGGAUCGGCUCGCGAAAUCUGUCGCGCUCGAGCCCAGCGGCACACAAAAGAUCCGCAUCUUUGAGGUGGUCGCUUUUGGCAAGCAGCAGCACGAGUUGCACCCCAGCGACACGGUCAGCUCCAUCCCCGACGGCAUCGAGCUCUUUGCCGAGGAGCUCGCACCCGAGGAGCUCGGCGCGGGCGAAAACGAGAAACUGGUCAAUGUGUGCCACUUUUACAAGGAUCCGAUGCGCACGCACGGCGUUCCUUUCAAGUUCGUCCUCAAGCGCGGCGAGCGGUUUGCCGACACCGCCAAGCGUCUUCUCGCGCGCUUGCAACUCGCCGAGAAAGACGCGGCCAAGUUCCGCUACGCACUCUUGCAGCUCGGACAGUACCAGCAGCCCACGUACCUGGAAGACGACGACGUGCUUUUCGACCACAAGUUCCAGUCCGAAGACGUCGUGGCCAUCGACCACGUCGACCUCAGCGGGCGGCCAAACAGGUACGGCAAUGCACCGUCGCAGGACCGCGGGAUAAGGAUUCGCAGCUAG